CUCGUUGCGCGUCCUUAUAAUUUGGAGAGGUGUAUGCAGCGCACGGCCCGUUCGCCUUUCAGGUGGAAAUCCAGGAGGAGCCGCGACCAAAUUUAACUGGGACGACUGGUGAACCCGAUUCAGGACAGGUGAAAUUCCCAGCAGGCUGCUUUUAAGGCCACAGGAUCGAUUCAGAUGUAGGGAAAUCCAGCGUACCUCCGCUCGGGUCAUGGAUGAAGGAUUGCACCGAGGAGUUUUAACUUGAAACUGACCUUCAGGAGUUCCAGGGAUAUUGGCACCUUUUGGAUUCAGCUGUUUGUAUUAUCUUUUUUUUUUCUAAAAAAAAAGAAAAAAAAGUUGAUUGAAACAAAAAAAUCCACGAUGAAAACGAGGCAAAACGGAGAGGAAUCAGUCAAACCGCUGAUGUGAAUGACCACCGCCUCAGACCAGCGAGGAUAUAUAUAUAUAAACAUAAAUAUAUAUAUAAGCAGUGAAAAGGCGCCGAAAUGAAGGAGAAAUCCAAAACGGCCGCAAGGACUAGACGGGAAAAGGAAAACAGUGAAUUUUAUGAACUGGCCAAAAUGCUGCCUCUGCCGUCGGCCAUCACCUCUCAGCUAGACAAAGCCUCCAUCAUAAGACUGACAACGAGUUACCUGAAGAUGAGAAUUGUUUUCCCUCAGGGUCUGGGUGAGGCUUGGGGUCAUGCAAGUCGAACAAGAUCUUUGGACAAUAUUGGACGAGAGCUGGGAGCUCAUUUACUGCAGACGUUGGACGGGUUCAUCUUUGUUGUGGCUCCGGAUGGGAAGAUCAUGUACAUUUCGGAGACGGCGUCUGUCCAUCUAGGACUCUCUCAGGUAGAGUUGACUGGGAACAGUAUUUAUGAGUACGUCCAUCCUGCCGACCACGACGAGAUGACAGCUGUCCUCACGCCACAUCAGCCCUAUCACUCGCAUUUCGUGCAAGAAUAUGAAAUGGAGCGCUCUUUCUUUCUGCGGAUGAAGUGUGUGCUGGCAAAAAGAAACGCAGGACUCACGAGUGGUGGAUAUAAGGUGAUCCACUGCAGUGGCUACCUGAAGAUCCGGCAGUACAGUUUGGACAUGUCACCUUUCGAGGGCUGCUACCAGAAUGUGGGAUUGGUGGCUGUGGGUCACUCUCUACCGCCCAGCGCCGUGACCGAGAUCAAACUGCACAGCAACAUGUUUAUGUUCAGAGCCAGCUUGGACAUGAAGCUCAUCUUCCUGGACUCCAGGGUAGCUGAGCUGACAGGCUACGAGCCACAGGACCUCAUCGAGAAAACGCUGUACCAUCACGUCCACAGCUGCGACAUGUUCCACCUCCGCUGUGCGCACCACCUCUUGCUGGUAAAAGGCCAAGUCACCACUAAGUAUUAUCGCUUCCUGGCCAAGCACGGGGGCUGGGUGUGGGUCCAGAGCUACGCCACGAUUGUCCACAACAGCCGAUCGUCGAGGCCUCACUGUAUUGUCAGCGUCAACUACGUCCUCACGGACACGGAGUAUAAGGGAAUGCAGUUGUCCUUGGACCAGAUGAGCCCCACCAAGCCAGCUUUCCCCUACGCGGACAGUCACAGUGAGGACAGGAAGAGCACCAAGUCACGUCUCACCCAGUCCAAGGCCAAAGCCAGAGUGUCUCCCUACCCGCAGCAGUUUUCGGCUUUCAAUCCAGAACGUUCAGAGUCGGAUCAAGACAGCCAAUGGGGAGGAAGCCCGCUGACAGACUCUGCCUCUCCUCAGCUGUUGGACCCCAGUGAGGCCACGGAGGCGUCCUGCGCCUACCGCCUAUAUCCGGACUCGGGCCCCCUGUGCUACGGCCUGGGUCUAUCGGAGGAAGAUCUCGCCCACGCCCAAACUCACCCUCACACCACCACCUGUGACCGCGUCCGAUGCCAGAGUGGACGCUACUUCCUGGGAGCUCCCCAGUCGGGAAGGGAGAUGUGGUGGGACACCACGCGCUCUGUGUUGUCGCUGCCAAAAUUCUCGGUGGAGAACAGCGAGGGCUACGAAAUCACAUCCUACCAUGGCGCCAUUCACGGACGAGGCCACUGGGAUGAAGAUAGUGUGGUGAGUUCACCUGACGGAGGCGGGUCCACCAGUGAUUCAGGUGACCGUUACCAUGGAGACCAAUUCCAAGCAAGCCCGCGAGAGCCCAGCAAGAUGGAGACCCUGAUCCGUGCCACCCAGCAAAUGAUCAAAGAGGAAGAGAGCCGCCUGCAGCAGCACAAGCCGCCGCUGGAUGUCUCCGGCCUCACGAAAACUCACAGUUCGUGUUUCACCUCCGCCCUAGCCCACCACUCUCAGCUCAACAUGCCCAGCGUGGUGUGUCGUGGGCCCGGAGCUCCCAGCAUCGACCUCCCCUCCGAACGCCUCCAUCACAGAGACGCUAGCAAAGUGCUCGGCCCCCAUGACAAUGACGAAAACACGACCAGCCCCGCUUCUUUGUCUCGUCUCAGCAGCCCCAGCUCCGACGGACUCCCCAGGUCGGGCCUGUCCCUCACCAAAGACUACAUGCAGGCGGAUCUGUCCCCGCACCCUCCCCAGCCCCAGGGGAGUCCGCUGCUCUAUCAAGCGCAGGAGAGGCAGCCACUGGACAGACAAGCGGCCUACGCCUUGACCGGGUACUCCCUGGAGCACUUGUACGACCCGGAGAACUUGCGGAGCUAUUCCAGCCUGGCCUGCGGGGGAGUCCAGUACGACGUGGCGUCUCAUGUGAGAAUGCAGGCCGAGCAGAUACAAGGACACAAGGCAACCUCAGUCAUCAUAACCAACGGCAGCUGACGAUAUCUGGUGCAGAUAGGUCCUGUUGUCUAAAUGACAAUGUCGCCAUCGGUGACAACGUAUGCAUGUGCAAAACUGACCAGGUGCUUGAUAUAAAGGAGGAGUAUAUAAGGAGAGACAAUGAGGAUAUAAGGCACCUAUGCUGGGUUGAUGCGCCCUUGGUGGUUCUUUCAGCAGGCCUUUGUAUCAUACUCUUUUCUUUAUCAUCAGAGGAUGAUUCUCCGAGACUCUACAGAACUAGUGUUCAGGAACUGACAUUCAAUACGCCACCUGACACGGGAGGAGGGGGAUGUGUGUGCUCCAUUAAAUGGGAAUACAGUGUUAUUUUCAUGGCGGUGAACUGAAGUCCUCCUCCCUGCAAAAGGCUGGUUAAACAUCAAGCUAGUGUUUCUGUCCCAAACCUGUCACGCACCAUUGGGCAUGUGAGUUAAUCUGUCCCGGACACGGUUUCCAAAGGCAGUAAGAAAAUGUGUUGUUCCAUUGCCCUUUCACCUGAAAUCUCCAUUGCACAGAGCAUAAUGUUUGACACGCAACGUGCAACACAGGAAAGGCAAGCGUUUCGCUAUUGUAAGAUGUCAAUGUUUCCUGGUAUUUAUUUGUCAGUGGGCUGUUUUCUGUAUGUGUCUUUUUUUCAGUCCCAGUAGAAUGUUAUUAUUACGGUGGCAUUAAUUAGUUUUGGUGUUUGGAUCGCACCAAUAUUAGAUUAAAAAUAUUAAAUUAAGCUGAAGAAAAAAAAACGGGAAGAAAUGCCUCUGAAUUGUAAAAGGCUAAAAGAGGUCAACUUGAAACAGUUUUAAUGUAUAGUUGAAAGGCCAUUAUUUAGAGUGCAAAGACAAAAAUGACUUGUUUGACAUCUCCCCACGUGCUCUUAUUAGAUAUUUCUAGGAAGGCUCUCAGUGAUCCAGGUUAUGGUAUAUUAAAAAAAAAAAAAAAAAACUAAAACAAA
Messenger RNA from Mugil cephalus (flathead mullet), 3717 nucleotides. Its product is annotated as single-minded homolog 1-like. Bases 486 to 2771 code for a protein of 761 amino acids. NCBI's taxonomy places the organism in Eukaryota, Metazoa, Chordata, Actinopteri, Mugiliformes, Mugilidae. The transcript is spliced from 12 exons. Gene Ontology annotation, biological process: regulation of transcription by RNA polymerase II. Gene Ontology annotation, molecular function: protein dimerization activity; RNA polymerase II transcription regulatory region sequence-specific DNA binding; DNA-binding transcription factor activity, RNA polymerase II-specific. The record is from RefSeq and is a predicted model, not a curated record.